Molecule: messenger RNA, 1423 nt
Organism: Clarias gariepinus (North African catfish)
Lineage: Eukaryota; Metazoa; Chordata; Actinopteri; Siluriformes; Clariidae
Product: fibulin-7
Exons: 8
Coding region: 80-1423 (447 amino acids)
Molecular function (GO): calcium ion binding
Source: RefSeq, a predicted model, not a curated record
AAAGUGAGUAUAAAGACUCGGGACGUUUAAGAAGAGUGACGAGUUUGUUUUGAGCAGUGUGUAAGUUUUUAUUAGGAAAAUGAAUUUGAUUUCCCUCGUACUGCUGAUUAUGUGGAUCGGUCAGAUGAACACGAUUUAUGGCCAGGAAUGUCCCAGUACUCAGGAGCUGCAAAAUUCCCUACGCCAAGCACAAAAGCUGCUCGCAUCACAUGAGGCCUCGUACCUGCAGAGUCUCCGCAGCCUGAAGAGGAAAAUCAGCCAGCUGCAGAACAGCACGGCCCGUGUGCCUGCCAAACCCAGUAAUGCUUUCUGUCCGAAACUGGACGCUCCCCUCAAUGGACGAAAAUUAGGAAAAGGUCUACUGCUAGGUCAUGAGGUUCACUUCCUGUGCGACUCCGGCUACGAGCUGGUGGGCUCUGAGACCCGGCAGUGUAAAGAGUCGCUAACCUGGAGCGGCCAACAGCCUGUCUGCAAGGAAAUAAAUGAGUGCGCCUCUUCACCCUGUGCCAACGGGGGUUCAUGCACAGAUGAAGUCAAUGGAUUCACAUGUGUAUGUGCCAGAGGAUGGGCAGGACAUACAUGCCAAUCUCCAACGCCCACAUUUUUUGUUACAACAACCAACAUCUCUACUGCCACCUCUGGAGCUGCAGCUGCUGCCACCUCGUUUCCUUUAACGACUCUGCUUCCAUUUGUGCAGCCGUCCAAGUGCGUCCAGGUCCAGGGCACCACACACUGCACCUGUCAGGCAGGAUAUACCAUUUCAGGUCGCGACACCAGCAUCUGCACAGACAUCGAUGAGUGUGAAGUAUUCAAUAACGGCCCGGCAGGUCGUUUGUGCAUUCAUGCUUGUGUUAACACUCCUGGUGGAUAUCGCUGUUCAUGCCCAGCUGGCUACGAAAUGAGCCAGGACGGCCGAAGCUGCAGAGACAUCGAUGAGUGCACCACAAGGCAGAACAACUGCACCCGUGAUCGCCUGUGUAUUAACACAUAUGGAGGUUUUCAGUGUAUGAAGGUGGAAUGUCCACGCAUCCGAAAUGUGACCUAUGUCAAAACUUCACCCACGCGAUGUGAAAGGAACCCCUGCCCCGUGGACAAUAAGGCAUGUUCUCAGGCGCCCAACUCCAUCACCUACCACCACAUGUCAGUGGUGUCAAAUCUCUCAGCUCAGCGGGUCAUGUUCAGGGUUUCGUCUGUACGGAUGAUCGGAGAUACGUUGCGUUUCGCUUUGCUAGGGGCCCGCGGGCGACGCCAUUUCACCAUCCAGCGUUCAGACCGGCAGACCGGAGAGCUGCUGCUGCUCAGCCCUAUGCUGGGCCCUGACACCAUCGAGGUACAAGUGGAGAUGAGCGAGCUGGAGAAGAGGGUGCAGAUCGGACGCUACAUCACCAAGCUUACCAUCUUCGUCUCACAAUAUGAGUUUUAG